This is a messenger RNA of Chenopodium quinoa (quinoa), 2612 nucleotides long. Its product is annotated as pentatricopeptide repeat-containing protein At4g37170-like. Lineage: Eukaryota; Viridiplantae; Streptophyta; Magnoliopsida; Caryophyllales; Amaranthaceae. The transcript is spliced from 2 exons. Gene Ontology annotation, biological process: RNA modification. The coding region runs from base 112 to 2196 and encodes 694 amino acids. Gene Ontology annotation, molecular function: protein binding; zinc ion binding; RNA binding. The record is from RefSeq and is a predicted model, not a curated record.
UGAUCCGUUUUGUAAAUGGGUGGUUACUGAUUGACCCACCCGAGGUUUUGGUAAAACCUCUCAUAUUGACUCAUCUUUGUCGUUGAGCUCUGCACUCAACACUGUGAAACAAUGGCAGCAACAACUCCUCUUCGUUUCUCUCUCCUCAGAAUCAAUCUUCAAAGGAGACUCUUAUCAUCUUCUUCAAUCAACACUAAUCAACACACUCAAAACCAAUUUUUGGAGAAAAAGUUUAAUCACCCAGUUCACAAUGAGGAAAUUAUAAACCAAUUAUGUAGAAAUGGAAGAUUCAAGGAAGCCAUUGAUAUACUAUGCGAGAAAAAGCUUCUUAAAGAAGCUGUUCAUUUGCUGGGUCACAUUCAUCGUCCUUCUGCUUCUAUUUACUCUUCUCUGUUACUUUCAUGUCUUCAACAAAGAGCUCUUCAAGAGGGAAGAAGGGUUCAUGGUCAUAUCAAUGCUUCGGAUUUUAUUCCUGGGAUUUUUAUAUCGAAUCGUUUGAUGGAUAUGUAUGUUAAAUGUGGGAGUUUGAGGGAUGCCCAGAAGGUGUUUGAUGAAAUGUCUGAGAGAGACUUAUGUUCUUGGAAUACUAUGAUUAAAGGGUAUGCGAAAAUAGGGAAGGUCGAAAACGCACGUAAGUUGUUCGAUGAAAUGCCGAAGAGAGAUGGGUUUUCUUGGACUGCUAUGAUAUCGUGUUAUGUUCAACAUGGGAGGCCAAAGGAGGCAUUGAAUUUGUACAGGGAAAUGCAGAGUAUUGGGAAUUUUGAUUCUAACAAAUUUACUAUGUCAAGUGUGAUUGCUGCUUCUGCUGCUGUACCGAGUUUACUUUCUGGGAAAGAGAUUCAUGGGCGUAUAGUGAGGUUGGGUUUGGAAUCUGAUUCUGCAGUUUGGAGUGCACUGUCUGAUAUGUAUGCUAAAUGUGGCUGUGUUGAAGGAGCUAGGCGUAUAUUUGAUAAAACUGUGGACCGAGAUGUUGUUUCUUGGACAGCAAUGAUUGAUGGAUAUUUUGAGGAUGGGAAGUGGAGAGACGGGUUCACAUUGUUGGCAGAAAUGUUGAGGUCUCGAAUCAGACCAAAUGAGUUUACAUUUGCAGGGGUUUUGAACGCGUGUGCAGAUCAAGCAUUGGAGAAUGUAGGGAAGCAGGUCCAUGGGAAUAUGAUCAGGAUUGGUGUUAAUCCAGAUUCAUUUGCUGCAAGUGCACUUGUUCAUAUGUAUUCCAAGUGUGGGAAUGUCAGGAGUGCAAGAAAGGCUUUUGAAGGACUGUGUACGCCUGAUUUAGUAUCAUGGACUUCACUUAUUGUUGGAUUUGCACAGAAUGGUCAUACAGAGGAAUCUUUGGAGCUCUUUGAGUUGAUGCUCAGAUCAGAUACUCAGCCUGAUCAUGUCACUUUUGUUGGAGUUCUUUCUGCCUGUACUCAUGCAGGAUUAGUCGAGAAGGGAAUUGAAUAUUUCCACUCAAUCAAGGAUCGCCAUGGACUAACACCAAUUGUAGAACACUAUUCUUGCCUCAUUGAUCUACUGAGCCGAGCUGGCCGUUUCAAGGAAGCUGAAGAAUACAUUAGUAAAAUGCCUAUGAAGCCUGACAAAUUUUUGUGGGCUUCUCUUCUUGGUGGCUGUCGAAUUCAUAAAAACGUGGAACUAGCAGAACAAGCAGCAAAAGCGUUGUUUGAGAUAGAGCCUGAAAAUGCUGCUACUUAUGCAACUUUGGCCAACAUAUAUGCCACUGCAGGUCGAUGGGAGGAGGUGGAAAAAGUCAGAAAAAUGAUGGAUAAUAGAGGGGUGGUUAAGAAGCCAGGCUUGAGUUGGAUUGAGGUCCAUAGAGAGGUCCACAGAUUUCUUGUGGGUGAUAUUUCUCAUCCCAAUUACAAUCAAAUCCAUGCAUUCUUGACAGAGGUCUCAAAAAAGAUGAAGCAAGAAGGCUAUGUGCCAGACACUGACUUUGUCCUGCAUGAUGUAGAAGAAGAGCAAAAGGAGCAGAAUUUAUCCUACCACAGUGAGAAGCUUGCAGUUGCUUUCGGAAUCAUCUCUACUCCACCUGGGACACCAAUCAAGGUGUAUAAAAAUUUAAGGACCUGUGUAGACUGUCAUACUGCAAUCAAAUUUAUUUCUAGGAUUACCAAAAGAAAAAUAAUUGUGAGGGAUUCAAACAGGUUUCACUUUUUUGAGGACGGAAGCUGCUCUUGUAGUGACUAUUGGUGAAAUAUAUUGUUAAGUGAAUUCUUGGAUUUUUCUCAUCCCAGGCCACAAGUCCUGAUUCAUUAGUCUGGGUUAUCUACGCUUCAGUUGCGGUUUAAGAAUUUUCAGCUGCUACUUUUCUCUGUACUGUGCCUCUUGUCAAAGAAUGGUAGCUACCCUUGGUAUAUCUUACCAGUGCCAAUCACUAGAAUUGGACAAAAAAAAAAAAAAAAAAAAAAAUCUGGUCUUUUAAUGACCUUAUUAUACACAAUAUGAUCUGUGCAGAAAUGUCAUCUAUACCAUUCUGGAGCUGAUACAUUCUGGAAUCCUCAUGAUCAUCAGUAGUGUAUUAUCAGUUCUCAGAGCGUGUAUUAACUUCGGUACUUUCAGAGACUUGCAUUGACAGUGUCUCAGUCACAGAAGGAAAUUGCAAUGACAGA